Messenger RNA from Amoebophrya sp. A25, 7519 nucleotides. NCBI's taxonomy places the organism in Eukaryota, Dinophyceae, Syndiniales, Amoebophryaceae. The record is from the annotation of a GenBank genome assembly.
UAGACGGCUGACACCUCACAGACGAGGCGACCACAGGGUCCGCCAUCGUCUCUGGUUGAAGCGGAGUCGCAGAUACCGAACCUCCAGAGAAGUCCUAACAAGAUCAAGAUGAAGAUGGGUUCGGCGAAGCGUGCUGCCUCCGGCGUGGCGGCGAGCGGGUUUGCCGCUGCUGGUCGGAUGUCUUCGAUGGUGUCGUCUAGGGUUUACGGUCGCUCAGGGGAUCCCAGAUUGCAGGCGCAGCUGAAAGAAGCAUUGAUUAUGGCACAAUUAUAGGCAGAGCCAUGAUCGAAUGUACUAAUGAGUCAAGUUUUAAGCUUUAAGAUGUACAUGCACCCACCCAGCUAAAUUAGGCACACCUUCUUGCCUCUUCUAACUCUAGCAACCAAAACUGGGGAUGUAGCAACUCGGUCUUGUAUGAAAUCGCAGCACAAAGCGAUCACCAGCUACCCACGAUAAUGGAAGCGAUCACACAGGUCAGAUGGAUACUAAGUUUUGUUUGCCUAGUAGACUAAUACUGCUACCCGCCUAGUACUACGUGACAAUCGAUGAAAGUACUUAGAGACGCUAGUUAGACAGGAGAUGUUGAAAGUAGAGAGAGAGACGUGUCUCGUUAACGACCUUUUCUUGGAUUAGGGUUGCAGCUGCCCUUUUCUCGGAACUCGAAGAUAUGGGGGAGUUGCCUUAUCUUCUUCUCACGGGCCGACAUGUUAGUCAGAGGUCCGUGAGAGGAAGAUAAGGCAACUCCCCCAUAUCUUCGCGUUCCUUAUCGGGAGAGUUGCCUUAUCGGGACGACAUGUUAGUAAUGAAUAUGAAAAGUUCUUCAAGGAGGUUCCCUCUCUUGUCUCCACAUCAUAUGACUUGCUGACAUUUUUUCAUCUCUUCGCAUUUUUUUCGUACGGCGGACGUCAUCAAAAAAUUUCGCAGGCUUUAUCCGAACGCGAUCGCAACUGGCGCCGUGUCUUCAAGGCUUUGAACCUCAUCGAAGCGAUCCUAAAUUAAGGAAGAAAAAAGAGGUGUCCACUGCUUGGUUUAGAGUGGCUUUAAUAUAGAGCAAGAAGUGCAGCAAUUAACUUCAUAGUCGCCAUGGCGUCAAAAGAUACCUCCAGAACAGGUAAAUGAGUGAAUGAAUGAGCCGUAUAGUUGAUUCAUCUUGAGAGUUCCAUCAAAGCAACAGUGAAUUCGUUGUGAUAGCUCUUCAAAUUCAAGCCCGACGAUCUGCAUUUCUGCUUGAUAGCUCUAAUUUACGCAUGGAGAUGUACAUAAUUUCUGUUAGCUCUAAUUUACGCACGGAGAUCUGCACUUCGUCGAAGUUAUGAGGAGUGAACAAUGGAGGGUCAUGCGGUACUCCGACUGGAGGUAUCAAGAAGGGGGCAAAGACGUUGGAGCUGGUAUUCGAGAAAAAGCAAGGAAGUUAUGCUCAUGUUGCUGGAGGGAUGAGAACUAGUUGCACUCGCUGUAGAUCUAGUAGUUGACUGCAUGAUGCUGACUACAUGAGAACUAGUUGUACUUGUUGAUGUAGCUCAAAAAUUUCUGAAAUAUCUGCUGAAGUAGAACUAGACUACUGAUGUAAAAACUGGUAGAUCAUUACUUUCAUGUGGCGUCUUGGAGCUCGUAUCGGAUCAAGAGUAUCUCGCACGAGAGCGGGAAGAGGCGAGACAGAUCGCGGCGAAGCUCACGCAGGCAUAUCCUGCCGGCCAGCCAGGUGGACCAGGAGGAUCGAGCGAUCUCACCGGGAACAGCCAGGCCAUGUGUAGUCGCUUUUGAUGGAUAACUGAUCGAUCCAUGUAAAUAGGCAAGAGCAAGCUACUGACACGGAGGAGCCCCUUUGUCCUUUCUUCGUAGUGGCGUAAAGCAUACCCAGGCGCCUGCAGUUUUUAAAUCGCACGCCUGUGCCCUACGUUGGGGGGAACAAGGACGGAGAGACAGAAGGGGAGCAAGGGCGGCCAGCAGGAUAGCAGAGGCGGGAAAAAGGUCGGGCCCUAGCCUUUUAAACUUUCUUUCUUUUUUUCUUUACGCGGGGGGGCGAUCAUCAUCAUCCUAAUAAUCCGGGUGGCAAUCAUCAGCCACCCGGUUAGGAUGUGUCUCGCCAGGUAAGGGCCCUGACCAGUCGAAAAGGGGGCCGGGUAGUCUUUUGGAAAAGAGUGCAAAAAUAUCGAAAGCGGGGGUCGGGCGUCAGCUUUGGCUGGCGGUCACGGGGCCGUCUUUCCCUGCUCUUCGCUGGCAUCUGCCUCCUUUUAUAGGUUUUUCAAUAACCAUCUCAUGACUUUUUUCUUUCUAUUGAAGAUUUCACCUUACAGUGAAUUUUUAGUUAAAUACACUCCAACAUAGAUCUCUUGAUGCGACAGUUCACAUUCUAAUACAACUCACAUCUACAUAUAAUUUCUUCGUGCGCAACAUUAUCAUCGAGAUAUCUUGGUACGUACCUACAUGAUUAGACACUUGCACUUCUAGUAUUCCCAACUUCCCUGCUCACCAUCUUUCCCAGCUUCGACGGCGCCGUCGCAAUUGGUAGAGCGGACGGAGAGAGUGACACACUUCUCCACCACUACGGGAUGCACUUACUUCGAAGCCAAGCGGAUCUUGAGUCAAUUAAGGCUACAAAAAAUCCAUCUUCAUCACCAACAACACCUUCAUCAAAAGGCAACCCCGAUGAGCCCGAAGAUGGCUCCUCCCGGCACGCAGCAGCAUGGUGCGGAUCAUUAGUGGAGUACAUUCUAAGCUAUCUCUCAAGUCAACAUACAUUCUAAGUCAACAUAACUACGACGUAGACGCUGCGCUUGCCGUGUACAACGCUGAGAAACGAAAACGCGAUGCCGCACGCGGAGCUGAUUUCUCUGCUGGUGCUUACCCAGUAGGCCCACCGCCAAGAGAACAGGCACGCAAACCGGAUUUAAGUGUAUGAUGGAGACUAAGUACUUAUCCUCUUAGGGUUAGGGCUAGGGUUUCCCUCAGGGCUGGUAGGGCUUAGGGCUUAGAACUAGACGUUCGUCUAGUUCGAGGUGGAGGGACUGCCAUUUGUUUGAGCAGGGAUUAAUAGCGUCUAGGCAAAUGCCAAACCAUGCUCAUUUAGGACCACCAAGAGGGGACUCCUUUAUCCUUUGUGCCCUCUACGGAGAGAUCAUUGCCAUGGCCAUUUUCUUGAAGUUCCAGCACUAAUAUGUACUGGCCCAUCCGCGGAGGAGCAUCGACAGCGGGUCACUCGAGUAGCGCAGAUUUGCGCUUGUACACACGAAAAAGCAGCAAAUCUCCUCAGCGCUGCAAAUAUUAUGACCUCCUUUAAUUCAUCUUGAGAAGCAUCUUGGAGCCUUUUGCCAAGUGGAAAGCACGCCAUCUGAUGGAGGCUCUCUAAGUAAGAUGAAUACAAUAAGUAUACCACAGAUGCAGCUCUCUAAGAUGAAUAUAUGUAUAAGGUCUAAAAACAACGACGUCGAGGCAGCUUGUAAUCAAUUUUUUGCCGAGCUAGGUGGAGAUGGGGGUGGUCAGCAUAGCGCAUCGAAAACAAGUCAUCCAGCGCGAUCUGGAGAUCCGCCUUUCGUUACGACGACAGGAGGAGGAGGUGCUAUUUUUUAUGUUGAUUAUUCACUUGCUACUUGUUUGCACAUUUAUAGUAUAAAGCUUAGCCUUAGGGUGGGCAACUCGAGCAACCCGAGAAACUCGACCCGAUACGGGUCAAAAAAAGCCUUGCCAUGUUAUCCAUCGUUUUGAUGAUCGAAGUGAAUUAGUAGAAACAGACGUCCUACUUCUAAUACCUAGCUAUCCGAUCAAUUCAACUAGAUACCAUGCCGCCAUUCCCCAUUUAGGUGAUAGCGAAGGGGAAUCUGAAGGAUCUGAGGACCACAGCGUGUCCUCACCCGGUAGCAGUCCACGUCGAGCUUCCCCAAGAGGGUCUGCCCCACAGACAUCUGGCUUUCCAGGGAUCCAACAGGCUCCACAGAUGGCGCAGCAUCAGCAAUUCAACAGUGCAACCCCUGCGCCUCCAGUAGUUCAAGUUCCUGUUCGCAGUAUGCCGAACUAUAGCAAUUAUGCUUCUGCACAGCAGCAGCUGCAUCGACCUGUUUCACAACAGGGAGGAGUUCCAACAGGAAGUGGAAACAAUUUUCCUGCGCAAACGACGAUGGGUCAUGGGCACCAUUAUGAAGUCAAGGCUUUCUCUAAAAGUAGUCGGAUGUUGUUUGAAGGUGUAGUACAACUUGAACUUCUACAUCAAAGAACGGCCAAUGUAGUCACCUCGUAGUUUUUUUUCGGAUGUGUCAAGAGAACAAGUAAGAUGAAGAUCUUCUUGAUCCCCAUUUUCAUAUUCGGCAAGCAAUCGGACCAGCUUAUCCGCAACGAUCGCAACCUAGCAACAACACUUUGAUGGGUCACGCAGGAUUUGGUCUCGGCAACAGUGGGGAAAGCAACUCCAAUCCGAAUUAUAUGCAGGAACACGGUGCUGGCAGUGGGGGUCACGACUUCGAUGUGGGUACUAGACUAAUUGGAAAUAUGCCGCGACCAGGGAUAGGGAAUUUGCCGACGGGAGACGGUGCUGGAAGCCACCAAAUGGCUCAAGGGUACCUGCAGCCGCAUUCCCACCCAAGCCCACCACAGACGAGCAACAUCUUCAGCACUUCUCCUGGCAGUGGUCAUCUUCAACCAAAUCUAACGGUCCAACCGCACAUGCAAGAUUUAUGCGAAGCGUUCCUGCAACAGGCAUCAUAUGAGAAUAGUUCCUUUGUUCACGACUAUAGGUUUAUCAUGUCUCUUGACGCAUCGAUGUGGAUCAUGCUAUAAUAAUGUUACUUAAUUACUCAAUUAUAGAUGAUUCAAUAGCAAAACUUCGGUUUUUAUGCAGAAUCAAUCUCCAUUGACUUAUCCUUGUAGACGAGGCGGUGAAAGAUGUUGAGAUCUCUAAUUACCUAUAAUAUAAUUUGCAUACAUAUAUAAAAUAUGCUAUACUAGAUUCUAAUCCAACAUUUGCAAGGACACUAUAGUAGUUCGGUCAGUGGCCUACUGAACCCGCCGCAAGGGAUUGGUUUGUCCGCGUUCCCUUCACGUCCAUUGACUGCGCCAGGGUCGUGGCCUGUGACUGCGUCGACAACCUUUGGUGCUGCAGGGCUACCGAAUGCCAACGUUGUAACUGGCGCGACGCACCUUGUUACACCACUAACAUCAGAGCAACAUCAAAGUAGUAUCGGACAUCUUGGCCAACAACAGCGACGACUAGAAUAUGAUCCCGCAUGCCCUUCGAAACUUGGCAUGUUUUCUGGAGAUGACCCUUCCUUGCGGCAGACGCCAGGGGUGAGCAAUCCAUUGUUGCAAGCAGGAGCACCCGGGCUACCCGCAUCCGCGGGUCUACUUCUACCACAGUCUAGUUCUGCGAAUGCGUUACACGAUUCUCGUGCCCUUCAACUUGUCUCUGCAAACGCAUAUCAGAUGAACCUGGCCUGUCUGCAGCAGCAACAAAAAUAUCAAGAACAGGUAUGGACGAUUCUUUCGUCGAAAGUUGUAUGAUCAUCUACUUUGUCAUUCAAGUAAGUACUUACUAGAACAUCAUACUAAAUAUACUACUACAACUAGAAGUACUAGAACUUACUAGAAGAACUAGUACUGUAUAAUUACAGUAGAUAAGAGUAUCUUGGAUGUCUACUUCGUGAUAAGUGUACAGGUCAACGCCUAAACCACUAAGCCAGCUGCUACUAAAUAAAUCAUCGAAAGAACUUGAACUAUCCUUACUCACACUCUCCUCACAGUAUUGAAAUCAUCGACAGAACUGAAUCCAGGUUGCAGCGUUGCUUUUGACACCCCGGUUUGCGCAGUCGGCGCCUUCUGGUCUAGCAGGAGGCACCUGGCCUCGAUUGGGACAGCACCCUCUUUGGUACUGAUGUAAAUGGACUUCUACACGAACUUCUAGUUUCGUUUUCUGUUUGGCGGAGUUGUACAAAAAUACAGUUGCCUUUUUCUGAUAGCGUAAAAAUGCUUAGUUUAUUUGACAUUUUUCUACAUACCAACUACAGGCCCCCCGCAACUACAGAAAUUGGGAGGUCGACUCCGCUCAAUGGCUUGCCGUUUUCAUCCGCAAAUAAUUACAGUAGUCCUCUAACCCCCACGCCAGCGAUCGGUCUAUCACCUCGGUGGGAGCAGCGUGGGUCUGAACUACAACUUGCCCUACAAGCCGAAGCCUUGCAACCAGGUGCAAGUAGGAGAAAUCCAUAUGCCGAAAAGAGGCCAUCUCCAUUCAUCUCAAAGAUCAACAGAAAUCAGUCACCGUUUCUUCUCGAGCCGCGACUUUCGACUGCUGACAACCUGAAGAAUCCGUUUCGAACAGAAACCGGACACGGCGUAGGAGUGUUGGACGGACAAGUUAUGUCAUGUUGUGGGCUCUUCUUACUUUACACUCUUGCUUUGGUUGUGUCUUACGAUCAUCAGCAACAAAGAAGCUUCAUUUACAUGCUAAUUAACUGAUUCUUUCUAUAAUACCCCGCGAAUGGCGUGUCAAAACUUUCUUCUCUUUUUUUCUCUCCUCUACUAACCAAGCUCCAGCAGCAGCUCCACAGCAAAUAUUUCCUACGACAACUACGCCGAGACUGCGAACUUCAUGGCCGAUGAAACCACCUAGCAAUCCUGGCGCGAAUCCGUUUGCUAUGUACAGUCCGUACCGACGUAGCGUAAACAGUCCUUGAGAAGUUGUACAUGAUGGUCGUGGAUACUAGUACAAUACAGUGAAAUAAGUCUCUUAUUGUGACUACUUGUGACUGCUUACUUGUUAGGGGGAGAAGGUUGGAUACCUGUAAGUAUUAAGGCUUCCCUUAAUCCAUCCCUGUAGACAUCCCUCAAACAUAUGCGCCUUAAUACAAGGGAGAUACUGACGCAUAUGCUUGAGGGAUUUCCACAGGGGUGAAUAGGGGAGAGCUCUAAAAGUAAGUGUUGUUUGAUGAAUACUUAGUGAAGAAGAAGGUGCACUCAGGGCAUCGCAUAGUCUAGGUCCUGGUAUGCUAGCCAGUGAUAGACCUCAUGGAAUGCGCACUCCGUCAAAAUCAAGAGCCCUGCAAGUUCAGUGAUAGUGGGUGUUGGCAAAGCCAGAAAUUGAAAUUGACUCCUUACUGAUGGGAAAAACUGUUAGAAUUACACUAAAAAAAUCCUAAGAAAGAAACUGAAAUUGACUCCUUCGAAAAUGUGCUCGAAAAAAUAUUUACUUAAACUCGGUUUGACACUCAUUUAGAUUUGACACUCAUCAACCUCAUUUUUAGUUUUGGCUCAGAACGCCGAUGUUUUGACUUGUGCCUACCUCUGCUCGAAAACUGCAUUAGUACCGUGGCGGUUUGGUUCUAUGAGACAUUUGAUUUCCAUGGUACUCAGGGAUAAGAGACUGUCAAGGCCAACGGCGUGGAAUGAAAAGACUAUCGGAUUCAUUGGGGAGAAUGGAGAAUUUUACACACACAGGUCACAGCCGCAACUCACCAUUAAGACCUUGUCCAGGUCACAAACCAGAAUGAAUAUUGAGAGAUCUGCGAUGGUUACUGAGAAACGCAGUACGUCCUAU